CAGCCACGAGUGCAUGAUUCUUUGAAAAUAUAUUUCCAGACUCAGUUGGUUACAAGAUCAAAUCAAUAAUCUCGAUAAGUAGAAUAGUGAAGUACGCAAAAGCCAGAAUCAUACAAAAGUCUACUGGAUGUACCCUGUACGUUAUCAGUGGAGGUAAGGGCCCAACCACUUCUGCGCAAAGUUUCUAGCAAACACAGGGGUAUGCUCACCCCCAUCAAUGCCGGGCCAUUAACAUUUUCACAGCUUGCAAUAGAGUCAGUCGGACUGACUUUUCCACAUACACAGCAAUGCCGCCUCCCGCGAAGUGCCGGUGCAGCUCCAAAAGCAGUGAGAGGCUACCUGGGCUGAGCCAUGUAAACUGACAAUGGAAAAGUGCCUUUCUCGCCUUUCUCAGCUCCUUCCGGCAGGUGAAGGUAAACCCCUUGCUAUCGAUCAAAUGGAGAAGAUAUCUCGCUGCUGUGGGCUCCGCUUUGAUUGUGACGGUGGGAGUGGUGGUAUGCAGUCUUGCUACAUAAGCUGCGAUAACUUCUUCUUGGAAGUGGAAAUGACAGCAGAGAACCUAGUCAGUGAGGUGAAGCUUGGCCAUGGCAAAGAGCCACGGGCGCAUCCUCUCCUUCGACAACUGCUGAUGACUGGUAGAUAUGCUACGUUCAUGCGUCAUCUGCGUGGUCUUGUUGCAAUCUACGACCUCCCUGGUCCCAAAGAAGACCGUUUGAGCAUGUAUGCAGCACUGUGUGCAGUGGAGGAGGAUUUGCUAGCAGUCAGUAAUACUAGAAAGGUUGAAGGCGAUCUUCCGCAUGUGAUAAUGGAGCACCCGUUGGGUUUAGUACAGCGACGUGAAUGUGGAAAGCUGAUGUCAACUACGUUCUUCAUCUCGCCUGAGAAUGCUUUGGAUCUGAAGUCUGACAUAGCAGCAGAGCGGCAUGGGGUGUGUGGUCAUGUUGGGAUAGCUACAACGCUUGGCAGUCAUUCAUUGCCGUCUCGACCUGUGCAUCGUGUGGAAGAAGGCAGUUCCAACGUCACAUUCGUUCCGCUUGAUUCAAGCAACACUUUGAACGUCCCAUGCACGUUUAUGUUCCAUCUUAGCAAAAGCGUCGCUGCACCUUCGUCAGUCACCCAUUCAAUCCUAGAAAUGACGGAUAUGAAAGAUUCGGUUCUGACACCAUCCGGUACUUUACACAAUGUUCUAUUCAACGAGGUGUUCAAGGGCUCUGCUGCUGGCCAGAUCAAGCCGAAGGACAGCACGCAUCGGCAUGAUGUUGCUGUGCCCAGUGGUGUGUUUGCUUUCUUCGUUCGGCCUCUCAAGAAAGACUCUGGCGCAGAGGAAACUGCCGUGGAGCUGCAGGACAUCAACUUCACACACCCUAAACAACUCCUUCGCGUUAUACAGGUAUUACGACAGCAACUGGCCUAUAACAGCCUAAUCCAGAGCUGCUUUGCCUCUUCGCCAGUAUCCCAGCAGUACUCUACGAUUCAGAUCAUUGACGUGGAAGGCGAUGGCAUUUCUGUGAUCCGUAUCACUCUCGAACAUCCGCUUUCCCGUAACCUAGCUUGCAUUCUAUUGCAGAUUGCACCAGGUGGUGUAGCUAGUGCCGAGCUGCAUCUUGUUGAAGGAGAUAGUAGACCCUGCUGCAAUGCAGUCAUCACAAAGAUUGUAGCCAGCUGUAUGUCCAUACCGGCGUUAGUGCACUCCGUACGCAAGAGGUGCUCCGCACAAUAACUUAGCUAGAGACCUUGUGGAGGCAUCGACGCACCCAGACCUGCCCCGUACACUUGGGUAGUAGCAACAAACUGUGCCAGCGGCGGCGAGAAUAUCACCUGGAGGCAUCUUGGCUUGGUACCGCUUUAUUGGCGUAUUGAAUCAUUCCGCUUACCAUGUGUAUGUCGCUGUACGUGGUACCUGCGCUGAACAUGUUUGUUUGAUUUGUUUCUUCUAAAGCAGCAGUACAUGUACCCCACUACACGGCAGGCAGUGUGACUGGUGUCGCUGGCACUAGUGAUAUGUUUCACAUUAGUUUCCUAACCGUAUUUUUUUAGUCUUUAAUCUUUUGUACAGAAAGGAGCCUGAAGAGAUCAUUAUGCAUGGUGGUGAAUGUCCAGCCGAGUUGUUUUGCUUGCUCGUAAGUAAUUAGUUAGUUGUCUGCCUCUUUUCAUAGGGAAUGCAGGCCUCCCUAAAAACAUGAUGAUUGUACGAAACACACAUGAUUCAGGCUUUGCAUAUGAAAAGCUUCCAGACUUUUGAACUUUGCCUUGAUUUUCUUGUAUAUUUCCUAUCCGUUUUCGGUUGCAACAAGUAUGUAUAUUUUAUUUUCUCAACUUACUUGAUAUUUCAAUAUGUUCUUAGCUGUGAGCCUGGUCUGCCCAUGGCUUUCAUCUUGUUUUCAGCCUUACUUGUUUGCCUUUGUGCAGGCUGUAUUUUAUCAAGAAAGUUAGUGUUCGACGAGCUUUGUCA
This is a messenger RNA of Sycon ciliatum, 2452 nucleotides long. RefSeq names its product mediator of RNA polymerase II transcription subunit 1-like. The record is from RefSeq and is a predicted model, not a curated record. Bases 365 to 1720 code for a protein of 451 amino acids. The transcript has 15 exons. Gene Ontology annotation, cellular component: mediator complex. Gene Ontology annotation, molecular function: transcription coregulator activity. Gene Ontology annotation, biological process: regulation of transcription by RNA polymerase II. Lineage: Eukaryota; Metazoa; Porifera; Calcarea; Leucosolenida; Sycettidae.